Amoebophrya sp. A25 is the source of this 862-nucleotide messenger RNA. The record is from the annotation of a GenBank genome assembly. Lineage: Eukaryota; Dinophyceae; Syndiniales; Amoebophryaceae.
UAUCAUCCAGAUGAUCCGGAUCUAAGUUCAGAUCCACGAAGUCCACGGAACUAGUUCUUGUCUGGGUGUCUUCAUCGCUUUUAAAUAGAGCUUAGACUUUGGCAGGGCGGCCUAGAGACGUGGGAUGCUCAAUUUUCCCAAAGUUGGACGACUCGAACGGACGCGCCAAAAUUGCUCACCCAUAGAUUACGGCUACAUCAUAUGCAGGAGUCUAAUAUUCUAGGCUUCUACUUACAGUUACAACUGUUACUGUUACCGUUACUAGUUGCUCAGAACGGUUACUAGUUGACCAACCCAGGAACAGCAUCCAGCAUCGUCACAUUACUUCGAUCGCUAACACAGAAAAUCUUCUUUCGGGUAAGUACUACUUCAGAGUUUAGUCGCUACUUCUAUCUCUAAUCAAAGAACAAAAGUUGAUGCAGGAGUUAAGACUUACUUUUAUUCAUCUUAAGAGGCAUCUUUGAUCCCUUUUUCAAGAGGGAACUGCGUCAAAGAUGCUUUCCAAGAUGAAUAAAAGUAAGGUCUAAAGGAGGCGGCGGCUUUGAUCGACUAUGAAAAACUUGCAUUGUUGUGGGCGCAAUUCCUUGUUCCGGUGAUAAUUACAAUGCUGGCACCGGCGUUCUCGAGGACUGACCUAUUGGAUCGCAUGGUGCAACACCUUCCCAAACCCGCAGAGCGGGUGAUCCGCCAAGACUCAUACAGUCAGUUGAUGAAAAGUCUCUGCACAACUGUACGAAGUACUUAUUUGAUUGCGAAAUAAUGUUUGAGAACAGUACUCUUUUGCAGAUGAACCAGAUGAUUGAAGACGCAAAUUGAAAAAAAAAUGAAAACGGAUGCAUUCAUUGAAGACACACGACCACCA